AUGGCCACGAAGAUAAAAGGUCUUAUCCUCCAGGCAAUCGAAGAAGUAACUGCGCCGACGAGCAACAGUCUUAUCAAGUGCAUAGAGACCAUGGCAGAGCACCAGAACACUUCUGCCGAUAUACCUGGGAAGAUCGAUGCUGUCAGGGCAGCCAAUGCCGAUGUCCAGCGAAUGACGGAGUUACUUAGUAACAUUAAGGUAUCAAGUCAACAACAGGCCGAGGCAUUCAAAUCCGAGGGAGUAGCAAUCAACAAGCUGCUCCCGGCAAUUCAAGAUUACCAUGACGAUAUCGACAGGCUGAAGCAGCACGCUAGCGAUGUUGAAGAUUACCUUGGUCUUCAAGCUGCUCAUCAGAUCGAUGGGCUGCUGAUACGCCCAACAGCAGUGAGAGCAAGGAGUAUAUUGCCCGCAUGUGUUUAUUGGUGUUCUUUACCUUUGUGCCCUUGGGCCUGA
Fusarium proliferatum ET1 is the source of this 453-nucleotide messenger RNA. RefSeq lists its product as uncharacterized. Bases 1 to 453 code for a protein of 150 amino acids. The record is from RefSeq and is a predicted model, not a curated record. The transcript has a single exon. Lineage: Eukaryota; Fungi; Ascomycota; Sordariomycetes; Hypocreales; Nectriaceae.